UAAGUAUACGAGAAAAGCAAGCGAAGUUGGAUUUAUUUGCAUAGUUUUGAAUAGUACAGAGAAGAAUGGGUUGUCAUAGAGUAGUUGAAGCAGUGGCCAUAGUCUUAUUCGUGCUUUUGCUUCCAAAUACCCAUGCCUGGGGAGAGGAAGGACAUGCCAUUGUUUGCAAAAUUGCUCAGGCUCGACUGAGCAGUCCAGCUGCAGCAGCUGUGAAGAAACUAUUGCCAAAAUCUGCGAACAAUGACUUAGCCAGCAAGUGUUCAUGGGCUGAUAGUUUGAGGGUGGUUUUUCCUUGGUCCUCUGCUUUGCACUUUGCAGAUACUCCUGACAACGCUUGCAACUACAAGGACAGCAGGGAUUGUGUAGACUUGAAAACUGGAAUUAAAGGGCGAUGUGUUGUAUCGGCCAUUACCAACUACACCAACCAGCUCCUGGAGUAUGGAACCAAAACCAAAUAUAAUCUCACUCAGUCUCUGCUAUUCGUUUCACAUUUUAUGGGAGACGUCCAUCAGCCUCUACACUGUGGCUUUGCAUCAGACAGGGGUGGCAAUGACAUCAACGUUCGCUGGUACAGAAGAAAGGAAAAUCUUCACCAUGUUUGGGAUGCAAACAUUAUUGAGACAGAAAUUGAAAGAUUCUACGACGAUAUUGACGAUUUCGUUGAUGCAAUUCAAAAGAACAUUACGAAAGCAUGGGCUGAUGAAGUAGAAGAAUGGGAGAACUGCAGAAACGACGACGUAUCAUGCCCAGCUAUAUAUGCUUCUGAAAGUGCAGAAGAUGCCUGUGCAUGGGCAUAUGAAGGUGCCCCUGAAGGUUCAGUACUGGAUGAUGAAUACUUCUUUUCUCGUUUUCCGAUAGUCAAUUUGCGGUUAGCUCAAGGAGGAGUUCGAUUGGCUGCAACUCUUAAUCGUAUUUUUGACACAGUAUCUCUAAUGUCAAUGUAAUUUAUUGAAGGUUAGAAAUAGAUCAACAAUUUCCAUGUUAUAAUAGAAUAAACCGUAAAAGCUAAUUUGUUCAACUAGUUUGUGUGUUUUAAGAUUUUAGGUAACUUUGCUGAUUACGAAAAGAAAGACAUUGGGAGGGGCCGCUCAUGAGCAAUUUGAUAUCAUAUUAUAGGUGCUUUCAUUGAAUCAAAUAAAUGAGAAUGAUGAUACUGAAUUCAUUAAAA
Molecule: messenger RNA, 1168 nt
Organism: Vigna umbellata (rice bean)
Lineage: Eukaryota; Viridiplantae; Streptophyta; Magnoliopsida; Fabales; Fabaceae
Product: endonuclease 2-like
Biological process (GO): DNA catabolic process
Molecular function (GO): endonuclease activity; nucleic acid binding
Source: RefSeq, a predicted model, not a curated record